AUGGCAGAAUCGCCGAGGGGAGGAAACAGAAAGGUUUUGGCUAGUUUUGAAUCGGUUCAUUUAUGCUUGUCUACUACUCUGGCUCGAAUUUUCAGUAGGGUUCGCUUGAGGUUCUAUUGCUCCAGGAACAUUCGAGUUUGUGGUAUUGUUUCAGCAUCAAGUUUCUUAAAAGUCUGUUGGUGUUUUGAUAAUGUUUUAAAUAGUUCUUUUCGACGCCGUUUGCCGUCUGGUAACUUUUAUUUAACAGAGCUACCAUUAGGCAUUCCGGAAUACCAACUUGAUUUUAUUGUCUUUUUGUUUAUAAUUUUUUCUGUUUAUGGUCAGUGCUUCUUGAGAAAUAAGUUAAUUUGUGUUGAGCUAGUUCUUGGACAACAUAUUUUUGGUAUUUCUGCCCAUUUAGCUUCAACAUUUUGGGAACCUUUCAAUGCCUACGGAAAUAUUUAG
Molecule: messenger RNA, 444 nt
Organism: Echinococcus granulosus
Lineage: Eukaryota; Metazoa; Platyhelminthes; Cestoda; Cyclophyllidea; Taeniidae
Exons: 2
Coding region: 1-444 (147 amino acids)
Source: RefSeq, a predicted model, not a curated record